AGGCAAACGAAUCAUAUAUUCAAAGGCAAAUCUAUUUCCUUUCUUCUAUGUGAUUACUUUCCUUUUUUUCCCUCUAUGACCUCUUAUGAUUCCUAGGCCAACAUAAGACAGCUGAGAUCGUACCAACUGUGUCCAUCCUGCGGCCUAAAGCUUCCAAGUUGUAUCUAUUCAUCCCAUCACCUCACUCUUUGAAACAAUGAUGCAGCAGAGAAAGUCAAAACUUUAUCUGUACUGCGUUCAUAAUCUCAACAUCUGGCUACCGUUCUCUCUCCUCUUCCUUUUUGAGCUUCCCCAUGUGUUGAAUACUUGAAGAUACUGAAUUAAAAGAUCCCCCAACCCCCAUUUCACCAUAUGAUCCCAUCCCAUCCCUAUUGCCAUCUUUCUCCAAGCUAAAGCACUUGCUCUUCUGAUAUAUAUUUAUAUUCUAGUUAACUAACCUUUACCCAAAUGGGGAAGCACUCUUGCUGUUACAAGCAGAAGCUAAAGAGAGGCCUGUGGUCUCCGGAAGAAGAUGAGAAGCUUUUCAGGUAUAUCACGGAGCAUGGACAUGGGUGCUGGAGCUCUGUCCCUAAACAAGCAGGUUUGCAAAGGUGUGGCAAGAGUUGCAGGCUAAGGUGGAUUAACUAUUUGAGGCCUGAUUUGAAGAGGGGUGCCUUCACAGGACAGGAAGAGAAGCUUAUAGUUGAACUGCAUGAAAUUCUUGGCAACAGGUGGUCUCAGAUUGCUUCCCACUUACCGGGAAGAACAGACAAUGAAAUUAAAAACCAGUGGAACUCUAGCAUUAAGAAGAAACUCAGGCAGAAAGGCAUCGACCCAAACACCCACAAGCCACUUUCUGAUAUUGACAACCGACCAACAGCCAACAAUUCCUCGAGGGAGCUGGAGCUAGAGCUAGAGCUAGAGCAAGAGCCACUACUAAACAAUGAGGAAAGCCUCACUACCAUUUUUUGCAGGCCUGGGGAGGUGACAGGACGGUUGAAUUAUGAGUCUAAUCCCCACUUUCCAUUUGAUCUGCAUCCCGGAUCAUGGUUAAGCCAAAACAGCAUCUCUUCCCAGCUCAACUCCCAACUCCAUUCCACCUCCAUUUCUACUCUUCUCCAAACUGAUUUUAGCUCAAUUGGGUCAGUUCUGCCUCUACAAUCUCCCAGAGGAAUCCAGUAUGCUUCUGCUAACUCCAGCAGCAGCCAAUUCUCUUGGGGACUGGCCGAUUGGGGAUUAUCAGAUCAAGAAGGCAAAUUGGGAGAUAACAAACAGUUGGAGCAUCUCAGCACACCUUCUUGUACACCACCUGAUUCACAAAAUCAAGCAGCUCAUCCUCAUUCCAUCCCAGAUACAGCUGGGCUGACCGCUGAGUACAGUUCAGCACCAAACCCAUCAUCCCCAACAUUUACAAACUUCAGAUAUGGGCUAUAGCUAAGAAUGUUAGCAUGUGGGUCUUUUCUUUUUUAAGGAGCAGAAGGAUUUUAGGUGUAAGAAUGAGUUUCUAAUUGGAAUAAGAACUGCUUCUCAGAUUACAAGU
Messenger RNA from Vitis riparia (riverbank grape), 1519 nucleotides. Its product is annotated as transcription factor MYB61-like. The transcript is spliced from 3 exons. The record is from RefSeq and is a predicted model, not a curated record. Bases 448 to 1413 code for a protein of 321 amino acids. Gene Ontology annotation, biological process: regulation of stomatal movement. NCBI's taxonomy places the organism in Eukaryota, Viridiplantae, Streptophyta, Magnoliopsida, Vitales, Vitaceae.